AUGAAGGAAUUUGGGUGGAGUUCGGAUAGUGAUGAUGUUGAGAUGCUAAUGAGUAGAAACUGUCCACGUGUUGUAAAUGAAAGUAUUGAGGAUGAAACCGUGGAUGAUCAAUGUGAUGCGAAUGCGGGCAAUGGAUUGAAUAUGAUAGAUGGCGUGAAUUUGGGAGAUGUUGAUGGAGUCAAUUUCAUUUCUACUUCUAGUAGUGGACCUUUUGACCCGUUCAUUGGAAAGGAAUUUGAUGAAGUUGAGGAUGCGCAAGCAUUUUACAAGGUCGAUGAGAAUGGGUGUAUGGGAAGCUGUUUUUGGACAGAUGCAAGAUCAAGGUCUGCAUAUCAAUAUUUCGGAGAUGUUGUCACAUUUGAUGCGAAAUACCUCACAAACGUAUAUAAAAUGCCAUUUGUGCCGUUCUCAGGAGUUAAUCAUCAUCACCAAACUAUAAUGUUUGGUUGUGCGUUGUUAGUCAAUGAAACAGCUGAAUCCUAUAUAUGGUUAUUGAGAACAUGGCAGGAAGCAAUGCUCGGGCGUGCCCCUUCAACUAUUAUUACUGAUGAUGACAAAGCUAUGGCUAAGGCUAUUGCAGAGGUACUCCCAAAUACAACUCACCGAUUGUGUUUGUGGCAUAUUUUACAAAAAUUUCCAGAACAUUUGGCACAUGUCUAUAACAAGUUUCCAGAGUUUCAAAAAGAGUUUCAUCAUUGUAUACAUGAAAUUGUAACAUCUGAUGAGUUUGAGGAGGAAUGGGUUUCAAUAGUAGUGAAGUAUGGUCUAGUCGGUAAUGAUUGGCUGCAAAAUCUUUACAACCGACGGGAGAAGUGGGUUCCGGCUUACUUGCGAACCACAUUUUGUGCCGGUAUGUCGACCACACAAAGGAGCGAGAGUAUGAAUAAGUUUUUUAAGGAUUAUGUGCGAGCAAGCACGAUGGUAAGUGACUUUGUGCAUCAGUACGAGAAAGCUUUAGAUGCACGCUAUUUUAAGGAGAAAGAGAAGGAUGUGAGAACGAAAUCGACUAGGCCGGUUUUGAAAACAUGUUGGGAAAUUGAAGAAGAGGCUGCCAAAGUGUAUACAAGGAAGUCUUUCAAUAUAUUUCAAGACGAGCUAUUCAAUUGCCAACGAUAUAAAGCAACAAAAGUUCAUCAAGAGGGUGAGAGUAAGACGUAUGAGGUGGCACCUAGGGGCAAUGACAAACGUAUUUAUUAUGUCAGUUUAGACUGUAUAGAAGCAAAGGCAAUAUGCAUUUGUCAUAUGUUUGAGUUUCUGGGCAUUAUGUGUAGGCAUAUCCUAUGUGUCUUCAUGAAGAAAAAUAACUUAGACUGUUUGCCACAUCACUAUGUUCUAGAGCGAUGGACUAUCAAUGCAAAGAGUCGAGCUAUCUGUGAUAUACCAAAUUCCGAGGGGCAUGUUUCAACACAAGAAGAUCCGACAAUUCGAAAAAGCCGUUUGAUGAUGCAGUUUUACGACAUUGCAGAACUUGGCUCACAAUCAAGGUUUAAAAUGGACCGCCUUUCUCUUGCCUUGGAUAAGGUACACAAGGAGUUGCUUUUGAUGGGUAAUGUUGAAGAACAAAAUUUUGAAGUCGGAGACAUGUCACGUAAUGAUUCCCCAAUGUUAAGAUCACAAGUAAUAUCAAAUUUCUCACAAACUAUACAAGAUCCUCAACGACUGCCAACGAAAGGAAGACCAAAAUCUUUGAGAGCAAAGAACCCGAGAGAGACUCAAUCAGUGAAGAAAAGGCGAUGUAGCAUUUGUAAGAUUGAGGGUCAUACCAAGAAUAACUGUCCUUCAUUGGGGAAUUUUGGAAAUUUUGAUGAAGUUGAUGAAGCUGAUGUUGAACAAUAUGUGUCCGAAGACAAAUUCCCAAAAAUUCAAUUGCCAAAGGUCGAUGAUAAUUUUGGACAAUUGAAAAAUCGUCUGCCAAAGCUAGUGUCUUUGGCAGAAAUCCUUAACUUUGAUGGGAUCCCACAGUGGCAAAGUGGUCUAUCCAACGCGACUUCAUCUUCUGCUCUUGAAAUCCAAGAACUUGAACUAGAACUACAACUAGCAUCACUGUUAUACUGCAUUUUACACGUUAGUCAUACUACCAAAAUGGAUUAUGUAACACCUCAGAACAUAUACUAUCCAACAACAGGGACAUGGGACCGACCUCUAAACAGAAUGGAACAUUCAAGUUGA
Carya illinoinensis is the source of this 2169-nucleotide messenger RNA. RefSeq names its product protein FAR1-RELATED SEQUENCE 5-like. Bases 1 to 2169 code for a protein of 722 amino acids. NCBI's taxonomy places the organism in Eukaryota, Viridiplantae, Streptophyta, Magnoliopsida, Fagales, Juglandaceae. The record is from RefSeq and is a predicted model, not a curated record. Gene Ontology annotation, molecular function: zinc ion binding; nucleic acid binding. The transcript has 5 exons.